Messenger RNA from Sebastes umbrosus (honeycomb rockfish), 1227 nucleotides. RefSeq names its product mitochondrial ribosomal protein L12 (gene mrpl12). Gene Ontology annotation, molecular function: structural constituent of ribosome. Gene Ontology annotation, cellular component: ribosome; mitochondrial large ribosomal subunit. The coding region runs from base 167 to 745 and encodes 192 amino acids. The record is from RefSeq and is a predicted model, not a curated record. The transcript is spliced from 5 exons. Gene Ontology annotation, biological process: mitochondrial transcription; translation. NCBI's taxonomy places the organism in Eukaryota, Metazoa, Chordata, Actinopteri, Perciformes, Sebastidae.
UCUGCCGUAGGUUUUCCACCAGUUCACGCAGUGCAUGUCGGGUAGGUCAGCAGCAGACAGAGAGGACGCCAUGUGCUUUUGAUUCAGAGACACUGGAAGGAGAAACCCGGCUGUGUGACAGACUUGGCUUGUUUUAUAUUUUAAGGGACACCGGGUUAACGUCAUCAUGUACUGCACCAGCCGCUGCCUACGGACCGCGCUGCGGGCUGCAGCGACCACACACCGGCAACAGCUUCAGCGGCAAGCACCAGCCGUGUGUGCUCUCCGACUCUUGAAGACCAGUCCAGCCACCCACUCAGGCGCCAUCGCCACGCCUGCACUAGACGGAGGACCCAAACAGUAUUCCCCCAAAAUCGAACAGCUCGUCAGCGACAUAGCCAGCCUCACUUUAUUAGAGGUGUCGGACCUCAAUGAGCUCCUCAAGAAAACUCUGAACAUUCAGGAUGUUGGAAUGAUGCCGAUGGGGGCGAUGGCUGCAUCCGCUGCACCUGCAGCAGAAGUUGAGGAGGCGCCAGUGAAGAAAGAGAAGACUCACUUUACAGUAAAAUUGACAGAAUUAAAGGCAGCUGAAAAAGUGAAACUUAUAAAGGAAGUGAAGAACUGCAUCCAAGGCUUGAAUCUGGUGCAGGCUAAGAAACUAGUGGAGGCUCUUCCCCAGGAAAUCCGAGCCAACGUGUCCAAAGAAGAGGCAGAGAAACUGAAAACAGCCCUGGAGGCAGCAGGCGGCACCGUCGUGUUGGAGUAGAUCUAGGUGCCCACCCGUUCUCCAUCGUUUUGCUGCUCGUGCACUUCAUCCUUCAUUCUCUUAUUUCUUUUUUUUUUACAUAACAAAGAGACAGGAUCCCGGGAAACAAAGAAAUGCCUUCUGACUUUAAUACAGCGUCCGGUGGGGCGGUACGACUCAGACUGAACUUUCCAGGCACACAGCCUGCACUAAUGGCCGCCCCGCUGUUUGCUUGUCCGUUUGUCUGCUCAUGUGUCUGUGAGACACUUGUGUAGCAAACAAGCUACAGAAACACUGGCUUGGGUGCCAAAUAAGUCAGUCAGUCAGUUGGUCAUUCUGUGUGUGUAUGUUUAACUUUUCACAGGAGAGAUCAUGCUGUAGGGACACGGUUACUAUUCCUUAUGUUGAACACCAGAUACUGUAUCUAGUUCAGGGGAUGGCAGGGCUGAGUCCUUAUUACUUAUAGAAUUGUUAAUGUGAUUAAAGUUGAAAUAUCCAUGUUG